Messenger RNA from Periophthalmus magnuspinnatus, 1025 nucleotides. It is a transcript of the gene dcakd, whose product is annotated as dephospho-CoA kinase domain containing. Bases 323 to 1012 code for a protein of 229 amino acids. Gene Ontology annotation, biological process: coenzyme A biosynthetic process. The record is from RefSeq and is a predicted model, not a curated record. Gene Ontology annotation, molecular function: ATP binding; dephospho-CoA kinase activity. The transcript is spliced from 5 exons. Lineage: Eukaryota; Metazoa; Chordata; Actinopteri; Gobiiformes; Gobiidae.
CUUUUUGGUUCCGUGUGCUGAAGCUAUGAGGCUAAGUAGCUAGCUGUCAGUCGAGUGAAUGCUAAAGUUAGUAAGUUGAAUAUCAAAAUCACAUAAAAACAGACGAGUCAAAGCUGACACUCUUGUAGGUAAUUAGUUAUGGCAUUGGUUGUGUUUGGCCGUGUUGUUGAUGUCGUUGUGACCUGAAUUUGACUUAUUUUAGCUUUAGCCUGAUAAUAGCUGUACUGUACUGGGUGUUAUACUGUACUAGUCCUGCAGGUCCAGGGACUCUACUUGGAUUCCUCAAAUAAAGUUGCUGAAGGAGCACUUUGCAAUUUGAAGGAUGUUCCUCGUGGGGCUGACUGGGGGCAUUGCCUCUGGGAAGAGCACUGUGUCUUCAAUGCUGCGUGAGCUCGGCUGUCCUAUUAUUGAUGCAGAUGUUGUAGCCAGAAAAGUUGUGGAACAAAAUACCCCUGCGUACCACCGUAUAGUCUACCAUUUUGGCUCAGAAGUGCUACUGGAAAAUGGAGAGAUUGACAGGCAGAAGCUGGGUCAACUCAUUUUCAGUAAUGCAGAGAAGAGGAAGCUGCUGAACUCCAUCACGCACCCAGAGAUCCAUAAAGCUAUGCUUAAACAGAUACUGUUCUACUUCCUCCGAGGCUACCGCUACGUGGUGCUGGAUGUGGCCCUUCUCUUUGAGACACGACGCCUCACGCAGUUCCUCAACCACACUGUAGUAGUUUACUGUGACCCUGCCACUCAGCUGCUGCGCCUGAUGCAGCGGGACGGUCUGACCCAGGAGCAGGCAGAGCAGCGCGUGGCCGCACAAAUGCCCCUCAACGAGAAGCGCGGCCUGGCCAACCACGUCAUCGAGAACUCGGGCAGCCGCGAGGACACCCAUCGACAGGUCCUCAAGCUCCACACCAAACUCGAGGACUCCAUGGACUUUCUCUUAGUGAGGGUCAUCGCCAUCGCUGCUUCUGCCAGUUUGGGUGGGAUACUGCUGUACGCGGCCAAGAUGUUAUUGUCCUAACAGUUAAAAGGGA